AUGGGGAGUGCAGACGGCGAACGCGUUGGCAGGACGGCUCAAACUUCUCUCUACGUCAGUCACUUCCACAGCCGGAGCAGCAUGGCCUGGCUGGAGGAGGCGGAGGACUGGAAAACCCCCGGCGCUGUGUUUUCUGACCUGAACUGGCCCGGUGCCUGCAUCCCCUCCAGCGACAAGGAGAACCCCUGGGUGCUCAGGAAGACGGAGCAACCCGCCUCUCCUCCGUCCAGGACUCCGGAGCAGAGGCUGGCCGCUCCCUGGGCCGCCCAGCACCCCCUCCCCGAGGCGGAGGGCCCGGUGGAGGAGCACUGCCUGGAGCAGGUCCAGACCAUGGUGGUGGAGGAGGUGCUGAGAGACGUCAACACCGCCUGCAAGCUGCUCAGCAUCCCUCCAGACCCGUUGGACUGGAGCUGUGUGCAGGUUCAGAAGUGGCUGCUGUGGACCGAGCACCAGUACCGCCUGCCACAGACCAGCGCCUUGUUCCAGGAGAUGUGUGGGAGAGACCUGUGCUUCCUGACCGAGGCGGACUUCAAGCAACGCUGCUCACAGUUCGGAGGCACCCUGUUCGCCCACCUGGACAUCUGGAGAUCAGUGUUUGAUGAGGCGCCCUGGCUGGACGUGAAGUCGAAUUACCCCAACCAGCCCAUCCAGCUGUGGCAGUUCCUCCGGGAGCUGCUCCUCAAGCCCCACAGCUACAGCCGCUGCAUCCGCUGGCUCAACAAAGACAAAGGAAUCUUCAAAAUAGAAGACUCGGCUCACGUUGCCCGACUGUGGGGCAUCAGGAAGAACCGCCCGGCCAUGAACUAUGACAAACUGAGCCGCUCCAUACGCCAGUACUACAAGAAGGGCAUCAUCCGGAAGCCUGAAGUAUCCGGCAGACUGAUCUACCAGUUCGUCAUCCCUGUAUGAUGAAGAGGACGAUGGGAAGAGAGAGAUUCUGGACAUACAGUGAGAGAAGAGUUUGAUGUAGAGACUGCCUACUGCAACAUGCACUCCUGCCUAUCCUUACUUUAUUG
Messenger RNA from Salarias fasciatus (jewelled blenny), 1016 nucleotides. RefSeq names its product SAM pointed domain-containing Ets transcription factor. Gene Ontology annotation, biological process: regulation of transcription by RNA polymerase II; cell differentiation. The coding region runs from base 1 to 909 and encodes 302 amino acids. The record is from RefSeq and is a predicted model, not a curated record. Lineage: Eukaryota; Metazoa; Chordata; Actinopteri; Blenniiformes; Blenniidae. Gene Ontology annotation, cellular component: nucleus. The transcript is spliced from 4 exons. Gene Ontology annotation, molecular function: DNA-binding transcription factor activity, RNA polymerase II-specific; sequence-specific DNA binding.